This is a messenger RNA of Penicillium bovifimosum, 1248 nucleotides long. RefSeq names its product dolichyl-P-Man:Man(5)GlcNAc(2)-PP-dolichol alpha-1,3-mannosyltransferase (gene alg3). Gene Ontology annotation, molecular function: dol-P-Man:Man(5)GlcNAc(2)-PP-Dol alpha-1,3-mannosyltransferase activity. NCBI's taxonomy places the organism in Eukaryota, Fungi, Ascomycota, Eurotiomycetes, Eurotiales, Aspergillaceae. Bases 1 to 1248 code for a protein of 415 amino acids. The transcript has 3 exons. The record is from RefSeq and is a predicted model, not a curated record. Gene Ontology annotation, cellular component: endoplasmic reticulum.
AUGGCAUUGAAAGCCAAGAGCCUCGUCUACGACGUGCUCACCAAUCCAAAACACACAAAAUGGAUCGGACCACUCCUCAUUCUCAGCGACGCUCUCUUCUGCGCCCUCAUCAUCUGGAAAAUAGCCUACACCGAGAUUGACUGGUCAACAUACAUGCAACAAGUAUCUCUAUACAUCUCCGGCGAACGCGACUACACCCAAAUCAAAGGCUCAACCGGUCCGCUCGUCUACCCCGCCGCCCACGUAUACAUCUACACCCUGCUCUACCACAUCACCGAUGGCGGCCGUGAUAUCCUCCUUGGCCAGGCGCUUUUCGCCCUACUAUACCUGGCUACACUGGCUGUGGUAGUCGCCUGCUACAGACAGACAGGGGCACCGCCAUACCUGUUCCCGCUUCUUGUGCUGUCCAAGCGGUUGCAUAGUAUAUUCGUUUUGCGGAUGUUCAAUGAUGGCGUUGCGGUUUUUGCUAUGUGGGUUGCUAUUUAUCUGUGUUUGAAGAGGAAGUGGACCGCGGGCAUUGCGGUGUGGUCUUUUGGUGUUGCGAUCAAAAUGACUCUUGUGCUGCUUGUACCGGCUAUUGCUGUUGUUACGCUUCUUGGGUUGGGGCUGGCCCGGAGUAUUUCUCUCGGGGCUAUGGCUGUUCUUAUUCAGGUCCUGCUUGCUGUUCCCUUUCUUCAGACUAAUGCUACGGGGUACCUCUCUCGGGCGUUUGAGCUAUCCCGCCAAUUCUUGUUCAAAUGGACAGUGAAUUGGCGGUUUGUAGGCGAGGAAGCAUUUAUCUCGAGGGAGUUCUCUGUGGCUCUGCUAGUGCUUCAUAUUUCGCUGUUGGCUAUCUUCUUCAUAAAUUGGGUGAAACCUUCAGGGAAGAAUGCUGUCCAGUUUGUCAAGGACACUAUCCAGAGGCAACAGAAGACAGUCGCUCUCUCGAGAUCCUUCAUUAUGACAGUGAUAUUGAGCUCACUAGCCAUCGGCCUGCUAUGCGCCAGGUCCUUGCAUUAUCAGUUCUUUGCAUACCUCGCAUGGGCCACCCCCUUCCUGCUGUGGCGCGCAGACCUUCACCCAGUCUUUAUCUACGCCGUAUGGGCGCUGCAAGAGUGGGCUUGGAACGUGUUCCCCAGCACAGACGGAAGCUCGGCGAUGGUGGUGUUGUCGCUUGCGGUCCAGGUUUUUGGCGUGUUGUUCACCGGGUCGAGCGAAGUAGACAAGGAGGAAGAAAAGGGCAGCAAUCGUCCGACUGUCCGAAAAUGA